AUGCUCGAGGACUUGCCUGUGCGAGUAGGAAACGUGGAGAUACCCACUGACUUUGUUAUCCUUGAGAUGGACGAAGAACCCAAGGAUCCGCUGAUCUUGGGAAGGCCCUUUUUGGCAACCGCUGGAGCUAUCAUCGAUGUUCAGAGAGGGAAGAUUGAGCUAAACUUUGGAGAUGACUUCAAGCUCAGCUUCGACAUCAAGAGAUCGAUGAAGAAACCAACCAUUGAUGGACAGCUCUUCUGGGUAGAGACUUUGGAUCAGUUGGCAGACGAGUAUCUAGAGGAGUUAGCCACAGAGGACCAGCUUCAGCUAACCUUGACUGAGAAAGCGGAGGAAAAGAGCUACUUCAACACCGAAUCCUUGGAGUAUGCUCGACUCUUAGACUCCCACAGAGGGACUGUUCCCAAUGACGUGGUUGAGGAAAUCAUAGGACGCUCCGUGAGAGUUGAGGAAAUCCACAAGGUAGAGGCAGAGCACGACCUCGAGCAACCUUCAGACGAUGACUGGAGCGAGCUCAAAGCCCCAAAGGUGGACCUCAAGACCUUACCAGAUGGGCUAAGGUACGCAUUUCUUGGACCAAAUUCAACUUAUCCCGUAAUUGUGAACCAAGAACUUACCCCACCCCAAUUAACCUCCCUCCUUAAUGAGUUGAGGAAGUUCAGGAGAGCAAUUGGUUACUCUUUAGAGGACAUCAAAGGCAUAUCUCCUGAGCUUUGUACUCAUCGCAUUCACCUUGAUAACGAAUCUAAGGGAUCUAUUGAACACCAAAGACGCUUAAAUCCCAACCUCAAAGAGGUGGUGAAAAAGGAAAUCCUUAAGUUGCUUGACGCCGGCGUGAUCUACCCUAUCUCGGAUAGUACUUGGGUCUCGCCGGUACACUGUGUGCCCAAGAAAGGUGGAAUCACAGUAGUCAAGAACGAAAAAGACGAAAUGAUCCCAACCAGAACCAUAACCGGUCACCGAAUGUGCAUAGAUUACCGAAAGCUCAAUGCGGCGACUAGGAAGGAUCAUUUUCCACUGCCUUUCAUCGAUCAGAUGCUUGAGCGGUUGGCAAACCAUCCUUUCUAUUGCUUCCUUGAUGGCUAUUCGGGAUUCUUUCAAAUCCCCAUCCACCCUAAUGACCAAGAGAAAACACCUUCACAUGUCCCUAUGGAACUUUUGCCUAUAAACGUAUGCCCUUUGGAUUGUGUAACGCUCCGGCGACUUUCCAAAGGUGCAUGA
Messenger RNA from Microthlaspi erraticum, 1221 nucleotides. The record is from the annotation of a GenBank genome assembly. NCBI's taxonomy places the organism in Eukaryota, Viridiplantae, Streptophyta, Magnoliopsida, Brassicales, Brassicaceae.